GAUCUGUUGCAAGGACUUUACAAGCACGGCCACGGCCGCGACUCUUGAGGUGGAAGGGGUUCGACUUGGCUGUUGUGUGAAUCGUGAACUGGACUGUGAUUUUCUCCACAUCUGCAUUAUUUUGCUGUUCAUUUGUAUUUUUAUUUAACCAUGGACAUAACCGAGACCUUGCAAAACGACAUUGUGAAGAUACAAAAUGAACUCAUCACGGCAAUUCAGAAUCAUCAGGUCUUGGUGCUUAGACAGCAAGUCAGCCCCUCCGAAAACGUCAGGAAGCAGAUAGAAGAAGUUCAGCGGCACAUAAUAUGUUUGGGAGAAUCACAGAAAAUAUUAGUUAGCCGGCUACGAAACGAACUGAAGACCUCUCAGUUGAAAGUAAAUAUCAACAAGAAAGAAAAUAAUCUUGAAAAAAUAAAGAUCAGCAAUGAAAAUGACAAAUACAGCAUCAAGCAAAGAAACUCAGACCUCAACAGGUCCCUUCUCAAAAAAGCUGCCAACAGGGAUAGGUCGUUUGUGACCUCCAAUGCUAGUGACAGUGAUAACUGUGAUCGAAACAAUGUGUUGCCAAAAGAGAGACAACCUAUGGUGGACAGUUCAAGUGAGGAGAAUCGGACCCCUCCUUGUCAGUCGCCGGUCACCAUCAACGGAAAUACAGAAUUUGAGCUGAGAGGUGCGAAACGACCAGCAAGUGAACCCUACCACAACUCAAGUCCAGGUAAACGGCCUAAAUCUACUCUUCAGGUCACCCCAAGACCAAGCUCACCUGUUCCUGCUCGGACCAAGAAUUUAGAUGUUUUAAGUAGUUCUUCUGAAGAGUCUUCGGAUUCCUUGAUAUCCCAACAAACAUCAGAACAAGAAAAUAAAGUAGACUUUGCUCUAGCUUUAGGUCUAAUCACUAAAGAAACUUUCAAUAAAAUUAUCAAGAAAAAGAGUGAAAGGAGAAGAAGAAGGGUAAACAGUCAUCACCAUCUUUACGAUGAUCUAUGGGAGCUGACCACGUUGCAGAAACGCUCCCGACUAAAAGAGCCUGAAGCAGAGGGAGAGUAUUCAGUACGAGAUUGUGAAACUCCUCUUAGCGAUUCUGAUCUGUGCUUUGUCUGUCGGAAACCAGGAGAGCUGAGAGAAUGCCAAAUUUGUCAGACAGGUUGUCAUACAUUCUGUGUAUCCAACCGCAUCUGUCCAGCCUGUACUCACCAGGCACCCCCAUCACCCAACAGUGUUCUCAUAGAAGAGAAAAAGAAACAAGUUGAAGAGUUGAGGACCAAAAACAAAGAGCUACACAAGACAGUAGCUGAACUACGUGAGAAGGCAAAGGACGUUAGCUCGAGUCUUGUGAGUCAAACGGACAAUUUGGACGAGCUGCACUCAAGAGAGAAAAAACUUUCGGACUGUAUUAAAGUGAUAAAAGAUUUUGUGGCCUUUAUCCAAUCUUCUGCAGAGACUGCAUCUUGAUUAGAGGAGUCACGUGAGCAACUAGCUACGUAAUAUUCAAGUCUUCAACUUCCUUACCAAACCUAAACCUGUGUGUAUGGUUAAUACCCUUCCAAUACAAUAUCUAGGUAUACAUAAGUGUAUAUAGUGCUCUUUUAAUGAGAGUAAUGGUUGUUAUUAAAAUAAUUAUGUUAGCAACAAAUGUAAUAAAUAAGUUGUUCAUUAUUUUUCUUGUUUACUGUUAGGUUAUAAAUUAUAACACAUGUUUGGUUGUAUCAAGGCCCCACUAGAAAAAACAGGCCAUGCUGCAGUGCGGGUCGCAACUCUAC
Molecule: messenger RNA, 1760 nt
Organism: Macrosteles quadrilineatus (aster leafhopper)
Lineage: Eukaryota; Metazoa; Arthropoda; Insecta; Hemiptera; Cicadellidae
Exons: 12
Coding region: 151-1452 (433 amino acids)
Source: RefSeq, a predicted model, not a curated record